AUGAACAAUCCUUGUACAACUGGAAGGGAGGUAAAACCUUCAACUGAGGACUUGGGGGAUAACAAGGAAGGAGAAUACAUUAAACUCACAGUCAUCAGACAGGAUAGCAGUGAGAUUCACUUCAAAGUGAAAAUGACAACACAUCUCAAGAAACUCAAAGACUCAUACUGUCAAAGACAGGGAGUUCCCAUGAAUUCACUCAGGUUUCUCUUUGAAGGUCAGAGAAUUGCUGAUAAUCACACUCCAAAAGAACUGGGAAUGGAGGAAGAAGAUGUGAUUGAAAUUUCUCAGGAACAAACAGGGGGUCAUUCAACAAUUUAAAUUUUUUUUUUUUCUUUUCCCUUAAUCCUUUUUUAUUUUUAAAAAUAGUUCUUUUGUAAUAUGGUGUUCAAAACAAUUGAAAACUGGCACCCCAUCUCUUUAGAACGUCUGGUAAUUUGAAUUCUAG
Kogia breviceps (pygmy sperm whale) is the source of this 448-nucleotide messenger RNA. Its product is annotated as small ubiquitin-related modifier 1-like. Gene Ontology annotation, molecular function: protein tag activity; ubiquitin-like protein ligase binding. The record is from RefSeq and is a predicted model, not a curated record. NCBI's taxonomy places the organism in Eukaryota, Metazoa, Chordata, Mammalia, Artiodactyla, Physeteridae. Gene Ontology annotation, cellular component: PML body; nucleus. Gene Ontology annotation, biological process: protein sumoylation.